GAUGCGCUUGGGGCGUCCCGUGUGUGUCCCCCCCCCCAUCUGCGGUGGUGUGGGCGCGGCCGGGGAGCGCGGCGGGGCCGGGAUGUGGCGGGCGCUGAGGGGCGGCGGGCGGAGGUGGCGGCACCACUCGGCCAUCACGGUGACCAACGAGCCCAUCCUGGAGUUUAAGGCAGGGAGCCCCGAGCGAGCAGCGCUGCAGAAGGCACUCGCUGACCUGAAGGGCAAGACAGAAGCCAUCCCCUGUGUGAUUGGGGGAGAAGAGGUGUGGACACCAACGGUGCGGUACCAGCUGUCGCCAUUUAACCAUGCACACAAGGUGGCCAAGUUCUGCUAUGCCAGCAAGGAGCUCAUUAACAAAGCCAUUAAUGCUGCCUUGGCAGCGAGGAAGGAAUGGGACCUAAAACCAGUGCAGGACCGGGCGCAGAUCUUCCUGAAGGCAGCUGACAUGCUGAGCGGGCCGAGGCGAGCUGAAGUGCUGGCCAAAACCAUGAUCGGGCAGGGCAAGACAGUGAUCCAGGCAGAGAUCGAUGCUGCCGCUGAGCUGAUCGACUUCUUCCGAUUCAACGCCAAGUACGCCCUGGAGCUGGAGAAGAGCCAGCCCAUCAGCGUGGACAUCAGCACCAACAGCAUGGUCUACCGGGGGCUGGAGGGUUUCGUGGCAGCCGUCUCCCCCUUCAACUUCACAGCCAUCGGUGGGAACCUGGCCGGGGCUCCAGCACUGAUGGGGAACGUGGUGCUGUGGAAGCCCAGUGACACUGCCCUGCUCUCCAGCUACGCUGUCUACAAGAUCCUGCUGGAGGCUGGGCUCCCUCCCAACGUCGUGCAGUUCGUGCCGGCGGACGGGCCCGUGUUUGGGGACACCGUCACGAGCUCCGAGCACUUGUGUGGGCUCAACUUCACCGGCAGCGUGCCAACUUUCAAGCGGCUCUGGAAGCAGGUGUCCGAAAACCUGGAUCGCUACCGCAACUUCCCGCGCCUGGCUGGAGAGUGCGGCGGCAAGAACUUCCACCUGGUGCACAGCUCUGCCGAUGUGGGCAGCGUGGUGAACGGGACCCUGCGCUCCGCCUUCGAGUACGGCGGCCAGAAAUGCUCCGCCUGCUCCCGCCUCUACGCCCCGGCCUCGCUGUGGCCCCACAUCAAAGAGAAGCUGCUGGAGGAGCACGGGAAGAUCAAAGUGGGAGAUCCCACCCAGGACUUCGGGACGUUUUUCUCUGCAGUCAUUGAUGACAAGUCUUUUGCACGGAUAAAGAAGUGGAUCGAGCACGCCAAGAAGUCGCCCAGCCUCACCAUCCUGGCCGGAGGCGGCUGCGACGACAGCGUCGGGUACUUCAUCGAGCCCUGCAUCGUGGAGAGCAAAGACCCACAGGAUCCCAUCAUGAAAGAGGAGAUCUUUGGCCCCAUCCUCACGGUUUACGUCUACCCGGAGGAGCGGUACAAGGAGGUCCUGGAGCUCAUCGACACCACCACCCCCUACGGCCUCACGGGGGCGGUCUUCGCCCAGGAGAAGCGAAUCAUCGAGGAGGCCAGGAGCUUCCUGCGCAACGCGGCCGGCAAUUUCUACAUCAAUGACAAGUCGACGGGCUCCGUCGUGGCCCAGCAGCCCUUCGGAGGCUCCCGCAUCUCAGGCACCAACGACAAACCUGGUGGCCCCCACUACAUCCUGCGCUGGACGUCUCCUCAGGCCAUCAAGGAGACACACGUGCCCCUGACGGACUGGCGCUAUGCCUACAUGCAGUGACAUCUCCUGCUGCCCGGCCCCACUGCUACUACUGAUCCUCAACGCACAGAGUGGCCUUGAGCUACGCCCUCGAGAAGCACUUAGAUCUACUGAUCUCUAACCUGAGCUUAGGGUUUAUUUUGAAAGGAAAAUUCUAUUAUUAAACUGUAAACGCAGAAGAGAAAAUC
This is a messenger RNA of Pezoporus flaviventris, 1905 nucleotides long. RefSeq names its product aldehyde dehydrogenase 4 family member A1 (gene ALDH4A1). Gene Ontology annotation, molecular function: L-glutamate gamma-semialdehyde dehydrogenase (NAD+) activity. The record is from RefSeq and is a predicted model, not a curated record. The coding region runs from base 2 to 1738 and encodes 578 amino acids. NCBI's taxonomy places the organism in Eukaryota, Metazoa, Chordata, Aves, Psittaciformes, Psittacidae. The transcript is spliced from 15 exons.